GGCUCGCGCAGCUCACCUGUCCGCAGGUGUACAACCAGAAGAAGAAAAAGGAGGAAAAGAAAGAAAAUGAGUAACCCAAUACCCUCCAACCUGAAGUCAGAGGCGAAGAAAGCCGCCAAGAUCCUGAGAGACUUCACCGAAAUCUCCAACCGGAACGGACCGGACAAACUCAUCCCUGCUCAUGUGAUAGCGAAGGCAGAGGGUCUGGCCAUCAUCUCCGUCAUCAAGGCCGGCUUCAUGAUCACCGCCAGAGGAGGCAGUGGCAUCGUCAUCGCCAGACUGGCCGACAGACGCUGGUCGGCACCGUCUGCCAUCGGCAUCGCCGGCCUGGGAGGAGGCUUCGAGAUCGGAGUGGAGGUGUCCGACCUGGUGAUCAUCCUGAACCACCGGAGGGCCGUCGAGGCCUUCACAAAGGGCGGGAACCUGACGCUGGGCGGGAACUGCACCGUCGCUGUGGGACCCAUGGGCAGGAACGUGGAGGCUGACGUGGCUAUUCGCAGCCCGACUGCGGUCUUUACCUACUGUAGAUCCAGAGGGUUGUUUGCUGGUAUUUCUCUGGAGGGAUCCGGCCUCAUCGAACGCAAAGAAACCAACCGCAAGUUCUACUUGAGAGACAUCCGUGCGUCGGCCAUUUUAAACGGCGAUGUGGAGCCACCGUCGGAAUGCUACGACCUCUACCACAUCCUGGAGGCCUACACCGAGGCCUACACCACCGACUGGACCAACAAGAAUAUGCAUCCAAAGUCGUCUUUUACACCAUCCAGACCUCCAGCUCCGUCGCAGAGACCGCCAUCCGGCUACCAGCAACCGCCAUCCGGCUACCAGCAACCGCCAUCCGGCUACCAGCAACCGCCAUCCGGCUACCAGCAACCGCCAUCCGGCUACCAGCAACCGCCAACCAACACGGGUAAAAACAUCCUCUACCCGAGCAUCUCCGUCUAUAAAUCUGAGACUUCAGAUCAAUUCGCCUCCAGAAGCUCUCCAAAUGCCGGUGGAGGAUCGUCAGUGGGCGGGGCCAGCGGGCAGCUUGUCGUCACGGCGUCGCACCCGUUCAGCGGGCAGCAGCCCGGUGACCUGAGCUUUGCCCCCGGCGACCGCAUCACCGUCGUCACCAAGACCGACUCGGAGUACGACUGGUGGGAGGGCCGACUGGCCGACGGACGCGUCGGGAUCUUCCCCGCCAACUUCGUGACGUACUGACGGCCCCCCUCGUGGUCCGACGGAGGAAGUGCAGCGGAACGGCGGCUUCUACGGCAAGCGGCAAGGACGAACGUCCUAGGGUUUGGGUGACACGUUGGAGACGUUAGCGAAGAGUCGAAUGAAGGCAAUGAAUCGGUAAAAACGAUCGGUCGUCACUUUUUAAAGCAAAAACACUAAAAAUGUAAAGUUUCCAAUUUAUGGAAAUGUAAGAAUUCACAACUUUUCCAAAUUUGACAUCAUAUGAUGACAAAACCUUAAUUAAUCAAUAAAUAAUAAUCAGCAGAUUAGUCAGCAAUGUACUGACUGUAAUCUACUGUAAUAAAGUAGCUUCAGAUGUUCUUAAAUAUCUGCUCCAUUUAAACCAAACUAGAAUAGAUGUUGUUCAUCUGUACUUCAUUCAGUCAAAAUGUUUAUGUCGUACCAAACUACAUUGUUCUCUCCAGGAAACUAACAUCUGUAUCAUAAAGUGCUCAUUUGUUUAUUGUUGGAUAUUUAGGGAGUGAUGACACAUUUAGUUGUGGACAUUAUUUAACAAUGACGGGACUUUCUACUGUUGUAAGAAGUAAACGUAAUAUAUUAUAACUAUAACAUUUAAAUUAGGAUUUACACUUUUUUAAUAGGAAAGUAAUAAAAAACAGAAUUCGUCUGUUUCAACACUUUAAAAAAAUCCACAAAAUGUUUUCUGCACAUUAAUAAAACAAACUGAUGACAUCAUCUUCUUCUCUGCUCUUCACACUCUUCAUCGGUGCGUUCAGGGGACUUUGCAGCGUUGUCAAUUUCAGCACCAGCUGACCCCUUCACUCUUUGUUUGUUUAUUUAAUAUCAAACACUGACGUCCUGUCCUGUCCCUUCAAACUAAAACAGGGGAAAUAAUACACAGAGAUUUAAGAUAUUUUAGAAUAAAAGCACUUUUCAAACUUUUUACUAUUUACAUUUAACUUUCAGGUAAAGAUUUUAUUUCUUUUCAAACAGUAUUUGAAAGCUUCAUUUGUGGGAUCUGUUACAGUUCAUAUAUACAACAUACAGUACAUAUGAUGAUGAUGAUGAUGAAGAAGGUGAAGUCUGUGGUGAUUAUACAUGUUUGACAUUUUUAAAUGAUUAAAGAAUAAAUGUAAUUAUUGAGACUUUGCUUCUAUUUCUGCUCUUUUUGUCAAAUACAUCUUAAAGAUUCUGAAUAAUAUCUAAAAACUACAGAAGAAUAAAUGUAAACUUACACUU
Anarrhichthys ocellatus (wolf-eel) is the source of this 2418-nucleotide messenger RNA. RefSeq names its product SH3 and SYLF domain containing 1 (gene sh3yl1). Lineage: Eukaryota; Metazoa; Chordata; Actinopteri; Perciformes; Anarhichadidae. Gene Ontology annotation, molecular function: protein binding; phosphatidylinositol binding. The record is from RefSeq and is a predicted model, not a curated record. Gene Ontology annotation, biological process: regulation of ruffle assembly. The transcript has 10 exons. Bases 67 to 1200 code for a protein of 377 amino acids. Gene Ontology annotation, cellular component: ruffle membrane.